This is a messenger RNA of Aureobasidium namibiae CBS 147.97, 1446 nucleotides long. RefSeq names its product amino acid transporter. The annotation marks the transcript as partial. Gene Ontology annotation, biological process: transmembrane transport. The transcript has 9 exons. NCBI's taxonomy places the organism in Eukaryota, Fungi, Ascomycota, Dothideomycetes, Dothideales, Saccotheciaceae. Gene Ontology annotation, cellular component: membrane. Gene Ontology annotation, molecular function: transmembrane transporter activity. The record is from RefSeq and is a predicted model, not a curated record.
ACCUGGGAAUUCAUAUUGCUCAAUAACAACCAGACUCUCGAAGCAGGCGGAUGUGCUUUGCUUUUUUGGUCCUAUGUCUGGUCUGCCAUUGGAUCUUUGUUUAUCACGGCUUCACUGGCUGAGAUGAGCUCGAUGACGCCGAGCUCGGCAGGACAGUAUUUCUGGGUCUCAGAGUUUGCCAGUAAGCGCUGCCAGCGAUGCCUAUCAUAUAUCACAGCUUGGAUGACAGUCAUCGGCUGGCAAUGUGGAAAUGCCUCGGGAAUUUUCCUGACAGGCUCGAUGAUGCAGUCAAUAAUCACCAUUUAUCGCCCUGCCAACGGUACAAUGAUCUGGCAGACGAUCGUGUUCCUGCUCCCGGCUCUCGCUCUGGUCAUCUUGACAAACAUAUAUAGUAAUCGUGCGAUAGCGAUCACACAGAAUAUCCUGAUGUCGGUACACAUUCUUGCCGUCAUAGCAAUUAUCACAAUCUUCGGAGUGCUGUCGCCACACAUUCCAGUAGAGAGAGCGCUUCUCAAGAUGGACAGUUCCGAGUGGUCGUCUCCGGGUUUGGCGGCACUUUUCGGUCAGGCAAACGCGAACUACAGCGUUUUUUAUGUCGACGCUCCAAUUCGUCUUUCGGAAGAGGCACAAGAUGCUGCAGUCUCCGUGCCUAAAGCAACAAUGCGCAGUCAAUUGAUCUCGUGUGUCUGUGGACUUUUCGCUAUAACAGCAUUUGUAUUCUGCGUCCCGAACAUUUCAGAUGCUCUGGAUCAUCCGACAGGCUACUCCCUCUUCUACGUUUUACAACUAUCCGUUCCGAAUGGUGUAAUAGUGGGUGUUCUCCUGGCGUUCAUUAUUCUCAUUGGAGCAAGUAACAUUGGAUUUGCAGCUGCGACAGCAAGGAUCACAUACGUAUUUGCCAGAGACCAAGGCCUUCCCUUCUCUGAGUGGAUAAGUAAGGUGCACAAGAAACGGCUGACACCGAUCAAUGCUGUGUUCUUGACAGCAGCGAUCAGUCUCGCACUGUCGUUGAUAGUCCUCGGAUCCAUGACCGCUUUCUAUGGCAUCGUGGGUGUUGCACAGGCCACGCAAGCCAUGUCGUACACACUGGCCAUCUCGAGCGUGCUGUACCGUCGCAUGAAGUCGCCAGAGAAGAUGCCGAGAGCGCGAUGGAGCUUGGGACCUCUGUGGGGUCCAAUCAUCAACCUGCUAGCCAUUCUGUUUUCGAUCAACUGCUUCAUCUUCUCAUUCACUCCACCAACUUUACCAGUCACAUCGACAAAUUUCAACGUAUCGCCCGCAAUUUUCGUAGGCUUGCUGGUCAUAAUGAUGGUCACGUAUCGUUUCAGACGGAACAAAUACGUCGGACCAGUGACGCGUACGAGAGAUACUCCCAGCUGGAAUAUGAGCCAGAUGGGUACUGAUCAGGGUACUCGUUUCCUGACAAUUCCGGAUGAGCUUCGAUAG